GAUGAAUCGGAGCGAGACGUGAACACGGACAUUAUCCACACGAGAGAGGUUUUGCCGUCGUCGUCCACCGUCGAGAGUCGCGAAGAAGAAGAAGAAGAAGAAGAAGAAGAAGAAGAUCGCGGGUGCGGGCGCGUGCCCAUUUCCGUCGCCGGGCGCGACCCCAAAGUUCGCGCAAACUUCCGUUGCACCGCCGCAGACGACGGCGAAUCAUGGGGUGCACGGGCCGAGCAAUCUUGUCCCUCUCCCUCUCCUCCAACCUCCUCCCUCUCUCUCGCCUCUCCUCCGCCAGGCGCCUCGUCAGAUUGUCGACGCCCGCGACGGCGGCGGGGACGUCGCUGGCGAGGCUCAAUCUCAGGCCCAUGUGCUCCUCCGCCGCCGCCGCGCCGGCGACCGUGGAGUCGGACGCGGCGAUUGAGCCCAUGAAGCACACGAUGCUUCUCGAGAGGCUGAGGCUGAGGCACUUGAAGGACGCUCCAAAGCCGCAGCAGAGUAGGAACCCAGAAAGCAAGAGCGGGAGUGGAAUGACGAGGAGCCCAAAGGAAGAAGCUUUUGAGGUGAAGGGGGAGAAGAAGAAGAAGAUGGUGGCGAUGGUGGGGAGUUUCGAGGAGCUGGGGCUGAGCGAGGAGGUGAUGGGGGCUGUGAGAGAGAUGGCGAUUGAAGUCCCCACUGAGAUUCAGUGCUUGGGGAUUCCUGCCGUUUUGGAGGGGAAGAGUGUGGUGUUGGGCUCUCACACUGGCUCUGGCAAGACUCUUGCCUACUUGUUGCCUCUUGUUCAGUUGCUGAGAAGGGAUGAGGAGCUUUAUGGGAGGUUGAUGAGGCCUCGGCGACCUCGAGCGGUGGUUCUUUGCCCCACUCGCGAGCUAUCUGAGCAGGUCUUCCGAGUGUCCAAGUCUAUAAGCCAUCAUGCGCGUUUCAGGUCCACUAUGGUGAGUGGUGGUGGCCGGAUAAGGCCCCAAGAAGAUUCAUUGAAUAGCCCCAUCGACAUGGUAGUGGGGACUCCUGGCAGGCUUCUCCAGCACAUCGAAGAAGGGAACUUGGUGUACGGUGACAUCAAGUACUUGGUUUUGGAUGAAGCAGAUACUAUGUUCGAUCGUGGCUUUGGUCCCGACAUUCGUAAGUUCCUUGGUCCACUGAAAAAUCGAGCACUAAAAUCUGAUGACCUGGGAUUUCAGACUGUUUUGGUAACUGCCACAAUGACUAAGGCUGUGCAGAAGCUGGUUGAUGAAGAGUUUCAAGGAAUAGCACAUUUACGUACAUCUACACUGCAUAAGAAAAUUGCAUCUGCUCGCCAUGACUUCAUUAAAAUUUCGGGUUCUGAAAACAAGCUCGAAUCCUUGCUACAGGUCCUUGAGCCUAGCUUGGCAAAGGGAAACAAAGUGAUGGUGUUUUGUAAUACUCUGAAUUCCAGUCGUGCCGUGGAUCACUUUCUCCAUGAAAACCAAAUCUCUACUGUCAACUACCACGGAGAAGUGCCGGCUGAGCAGAGAGUUGAAAAUUUGAAGAAAUUUAAGAAUGAAGAUGGAGAUUGCCCUACAUUGGUCUGCACAGAUUUGGCUGCUAGGGGACUGGAUUUGGACGUGGAUCAUGUCAUCAUGUUUGAUUUCCCACUGAACUCUAUCGAUUACCUUCAUCGCACCGGAAGAACUGCUCGAAUGGGUGCAAAAGGAAAAGUGACAAGCUUGGUUGCAAAAAAGGACCUUCUUUUGGCCACUCGGAUAGAAGAAGCAAUCAGGAAGAAUGAGAGCUUGGAAGCUCUUACUGUGGACAAUGUCCGCAGGGACAUGGCUAGGGCACGAAUAAGCGAACCGAAGGGGAAGAACACCAAAUUGAGUAAGGUAACGGAUCAGAGAAACAAGGGCAAAACAGCAGCCAAUAAAUCUUCUAUCUCUCGCACUAAGGCGGUGUCCUCGCAAGUUUCUGGAAGGAAAACCACUGGAACAAGAGCUGGGACAACAUCAUCCUUGCAAAUUUCUCGCACUAAGGCAGUGUCCUCGCAAGUUUCUGGAAGGAAAACCGCUGGAACAAGAGCUGGGAAAACAUCAUCCUCACAGAUUUCUGUAAGGAAAACCGCUGGAACAAAAGCUGGGAAAACAUCAUCCUCGGCCAAACUGUCGAGGGCAGUUAAGAUUUCAAAAGUGACGAGGCCUUCCGGUGUUGGUAAGUCUGCCAAAUCGACGUCUAAUGGGAGGAAACUAACGCAAAGCAAAUCUGGCAAAUUAAGUGUAGUUGGGUUUAGGGGUCGGAAUUCUUCGUUGAGCAAGAAAGUAGUCGAUGCUUAACUGCUUUGUGGCACCCCCAAAAAAUAGAAAUGGAUCUGUAAAUUGAUUUAAGUUGUCAUCUUUUUCCCUUUUCUUCUUGAGAUUGGUUUAAAAUCGGAGGUCCUGGCAAGGAGUAAGAAUCAAAGAAAAGAGAAAUCCUGGUCAGAGGAUUGUUUGUUGUAAACUGUUUCCAUGUAUGCGGAUCUUUACCUCAACUCUAUUUCCAACAUUUGGUGCUCCAA
Messenger RNA from Syzygium oleosum, 2500 nucleotides. RefSeq names its product DEAD-box ATP-dependent RNA helicase 39-like. Gene Ontology annotation, molecular function: ATP binding; nucleic acid binding; RNA helicase activity. Bases 210 to 2279 code for a protein of 689 amino acids. The transcript has 9 exons. The record is from RefSeq and is a predicted model, not a curated record. Lineage: Eukaryota; Viridiplantae; Streptophyta; Magnoliopsida; Myrtales; Myrtaceae.